Molecule: messenger RNA, 1563 nt
Organism: Sciurus carolinensis (gray squirrel)
Lineage: Eukaryota; Metazoa; Chordata; Mammalia; Rodentia; Sciuridae
Gene: Prr22
Product: proline rich 22
Exons: 4
Coding region: 1-1563 (520 amino acids)
Source: RefSeq, a predicted model, not a curated record
AUGCACUGUUCACGCAGCAGACCUCCCAGCCAGCCGGGACCCGAGGGGCUGGCCUCUGCUGCCAGAGGACAGGACCACGAGGUUGCCAGGCAGGAGGUGCAGCCGGCCCCGGGGACGGUCAGGGCCCCUGCUCGGAGGCCCAGCUGUGGAGCAGAGAGGGGUGCUGCCGGGGAGGAGAGGACGGGGACAGCGGUCUGCCUGCCCCAGGAAGGCUUCAGUCCCAGGGGCCUGGAGAGUGCCGAGGGGCUGGGCAGCCAGCCAGCGCCCGCCGGCCCCGAGCCCGCUCCUGCUGUGGCUGCCUCGAACCUACUCUAUCAGCCCCUAAACCCGGAGAAAGAGGCAUUUCCGGCCCCUCCAGCAGGCUUCCAGAUGGCGCCGUGCGGCUGCUUCUUUGACCCCCGCAUCUACCGAAUCGAGUGGGCCACCACCGACUUUGGCCAGUCCUCCCUGUACAAGCUGGCGGUGGCUGGCGGCCCCGCCUCGUCGGGCGGCUACCUCCUGGAGCCCCAGCACUACCUCAAGGCCCCCGGGCCGGCCCCGCCACCGUACCCCCACUACCAGCCAGCGCCCGGGGGACCCUCGUACCUCAUGCCCUACUUCCCACCAGAGGGACCUGGGCCGGAGGCCCUGGGCUUCACGGGCGAGGGCGGGCCCCCCAGCUUGGUGGAGCUGCCCCCACCGCUGCUCAAGGAGAGCCUGGUGCCCCCCAAGGAAAGCAAGCCGCCCGUCCCGCUGCCCCCUGAGGCCACGCUGCCCCCCGGCACCUACGGCCCCCUCAAGGGCCACCUCAGCCAGGUCCACGGGUCUGAGGGACCCACACGGCCCAGCGAGGCCCUGGCCCUCCCCGCCAAGGAGCCGCAGGGUGGCAGCGGGGCCGUGCCUGGCCCCGGGGAGGCGGCCCGGCUGGGGACAGGCGAGGCCAAGGCCCCAGAGGCGGCGCGGGCCGUGGUGCUGCCCGACCAGGUGCUGCUGGAGGACGCCAUGAAGCUCUUCGACUGCCUGCCAGGCGGCGCGGAGCCCGAGGCCGCCCCACGCGAGGGACCCCGGCCAGCCCUGCCCGCCGGCAGUGGCAGCGGCCGCAGUGACGACGCCUCCAGGGACAUCCGGUCCCUACACCUGCCCGACGAGCUGCUGUCCUUCGACUACAGCGUGCCCGAGAUCCUGGACACCGUGUCCAACGUGGACUACUUUUUCAACUUCAAGGCGCUUGAUGAGGACCCGCCGCCCCGCCAGGGGCCCCCUGCUGCCGAGCCCGCGGCCCCCGGCCCGCGUUCUGACCCGCCGGGGAAGAAGAAGGCGGCCUCGGCCGUCAGGAAGGGGAAGCCGGGAGCCAAGGGCAGGCAGGCCGCCGCAGCCCCGGGGCCCCUGGGAACCGCCCCCCCAUUAAAACAGUUUUGCUCUCUCAACUUGGCGUCCCCUUGGGGCCCAGGUCAGGAGGCUGUGUGCGGGUACGGCCCCUUGCCCCCUUGUCCGGGGAAGGCAAGGCUGUGCUCUGAGGUGGUGAGGCCCAGAGCGUGGGGUCCUCGGGAGCGGGGACGCUGCAGGCAGACCCCCGCGUUGUAA